CGCCUAUAAACCCACUAAAGAAAGAAAGAAAGAAAGAGCUCGCGUGUGAUGUGUUUGUGUAUCCUCAGUGUUUUUCUCUCUUGAGUGUUUUAAACAGAGUCUUGUCUCUGUGUAUUUUAGUGUUGAUGAUGAGAUGGAUGUGAUGUGCUGUAAAUCAGGAACUGAUCAGGGCUUACAGGAUGAUGAAUCUACUGAUCAAACCUCCACAGAGUCUCUGGAUUCUGUCUGUAACGCUGGAGAACAGCAGCAGAUCCUCACGCACAAGAUUUGUUCAGUCAAACCCAUUGACUGCACGAAGAUCAAAACUGAACCCACAGAAAUAAAAACUGAACCUUCAGAAAUAAAAACUGAACCUUCAGAAAUAAAAACUGAACCUUCAGAAAUUAAAACGGAACGUACAGAACAAGAUCACAAUGAUGCUUUUAUUCCUUCAGAUAUGAAGAGUGAAUUAUGUUUGAAUGGAGAAACAUCUUCAACAUCAGAAGAGCGACUGACUGCACACACAGAACAGAAACUCUUCACCUGCACCAGAUCUGAGAUCAGCUUUACUACCUUACAAGAGAAGAAACUUCAUUCAGAAGAACACAGCGAGAAGAAGAAAUUUCAUUGUGAGCACUGUGGGAUAAACCUUUUUGCAACAACGUCUCAUAUUAAUGCUCACAUUAGGACACACAAUAAUAAAAAGCUUUUUCACUGCAGUGAAUGUGACAAAUAUUUCAGCACCAAACAAACUCUUCAUGUUCACAAGAGAAUUCACACAAGAGAGAAACCAUACGAGUGUCCUCACUGUGAGAUGAGAUUUUCCUAUUUACACAGUCUUAAAGCACAUGUGCUUUUACACACCAAUGAGAGCCCGUAUCAGUGCAGUGAAUGUGGAAAAACCUUUAGGGUUUUAGGCUCCUUAAAAUUACAUGAACAAAUACACAGUAAGGAGAAACUCUUUCAAUGUUCACACUGUGAUAAACAUUUUUGUCAGAAAGCUCAGCUGAAAGUCCACGAGAGAGUUCAUACUGAAGAGAAACCUUACAUCUGCUUUCAUUGUGAUAAAAGCUUCUCUAGUUCAUCUAAUUUCAUUAAUCAUCAGAGAGUUCACACUGGAGAGAAACCUCAUCACUGUAGUGUUUGUGGGAAGAGUUUCAGUCGACAUCAACAUUUAGUAAAUCACCAGAGAACUCAUACAGGUGAAAAACCUUACAAAUGCUCUCAGUGUGAGAAGACGUUUACUCGAUUAGCUUCCUUAAAACUCCAUCAGAGAGAUCACACUGGAGAGAAACCUUACGUCUGCUCGAUCUGUGGAGAGAGAUUCACUAAAGCAGGACCUUAUAAGACUCAUCAGAAGAAACAUACUGAAGAACAAACUACACUUGAAUCAUUGUAGCUUUCUGUUUAUUCAGAAUGAGUUCAGUGAACUUUCAUGCAGAUUGGAAGCCAAAAACAUUGUGUGUGAUGCAGUGGAUGUAGUUAUCUAUUUUGUGAAGAACAAGCCAGAAGAUAUCAUGUUCAAGAGCUCAAGAAAUCUACAGACUUUUGUACAGCAUUUUUUGCAUUAUUAGCAUUUUAGGAUGAAUCCAGUGUAGUUUCUGCAUGUUCUCCCUGUGUCAGCGUGGGUUUACUUCGGGUACUCCGGUUUCCUCCCACAGGCCAAAAACACGCAAGUUAGGCAAAUUGGAGAUACCAAAUUGUCCCUCCCCCAACUUGUGUAUGAAUUAAAGGGGACAUAUUAUGAGAUUUUUUUUAAGAUGUAAACUAAGUCUAAAAUAGGUCUGAGCAAAAGUGUGCCGUUUUGGGUGUGUCAUUUAAAAUGCAAAUGAGCAGAUGAAGUGCAACCACUGAUCACAAUGAUGGUGGUUUGUUGCAAUUGAAACUCAAUUGUGCUGUGAAAUAUUUUAUCUCUCUCUUUCUCUCCAUACUAAAUGGUUGUGCUGUGGUUGGAUAGUGCAGAUAAAGGGGGCGGUAUUACCUUAUUCUGACAUCACAAUAAGGGCCAAAUUACAAUGACCUAUUUUUUCACAUGCUUGCAGAAAAUGGUUUACCAAAACUAAGUUAUUGGGUUGAUCUUUUUAACAUUUUCUAGGUUGAAGCACUGGGGACACAAUUAUAGCACUUAAACAUGGAAAAAGUCAGAUUUUCAUAAUAUGUCCCCUUUAACUUGUCUGAAUAAAACUUGUGUAUGGAUUACCUGGUUCUCGCCAUGAAUAUAGCCGUAGAUGCUGGAAUGGCGUUAAGAAAUAAAGGAAGAAGAAGGAUGAAUCAAUAUAUUGUUUUGUCACUUUUGUAAGUAGUAACUUUGUGUUUGUUAUCCAAUUUAAUCUUGAACAUUACUGAAUAUAAUAAUAUGGCUGAAUCAAAAUAAAAUGUUUUCACAAUAGUGAUCUGUAAUAUUAUACUAGACAUUUCAGUCUGCUUUUAAGCACAAAAAAAUGUGUUGACAUCCACCUUAUUUGUUAUAUGUAAAUAUGUGCACCACCAUCUUUGAGCUUUUUGUGUAAGACUUUCAGUGAGCCACCAAAGCUUAUGGUAGUCGUAUUAUGACUGAAUAGUUAAUGUUUAUUAUGAAAUAUCAGCUAUUAUGGCAACCACUAACUGCACAAAUUAUGCCAGUGCAUACUAGUAAACCUCUACAAAAUAUUUGUUUUGACCAUAAUCCAUACACAAGAGCUGAAUGUGGCGCACAUGCACCCAUGAUCUGUAUUCACACAUCCAGUAAAACCUUUUAUAGAAACUGCCAGUAAAUAAUAAAUAAAAUAUUUGUUCAAAAACAACUAAUGCUAAUUCAGCUGGUUUAUUUAUUCUUCUAGUAUAUAUUAUUACAAAAAUGCACUUACAGUUCAGAAUAU
This is a messenger RNA of Misgurnus anguillicaudatus (oriental weatherfish), 2837 nucleotides long. RefSeq lists its product as uncharacterized. Gene Ontology annotation, biological process: negative regulation of transcription by RNA polymerase II; regulation of immune system process; regulation of cytokine production. The record is from RefSeq and is a predicted model, not a curated record. Gene Ontology annotation, molecular function: RNA polymerase II cis-regulatory region sequence-specific DNA binding; DNA-binding transcription repressor activity, RNA polymerase II-specific. NCBI's taxonomy places the organism in Eukaryota, Metazoa, Chordata, Actinopteri, Cypriniformes, Cobitidae. Gene Ontology annotation, cellular component: nucleoplasm.